Eriocheir sinensis (Chinese mitten crab) is the source of this 1404-nucleotide messenger RNA. Its product is annotated as arrestin homolog. Gene Ontology annotation, molecular function: G protein-coupled receptor binding. Bases 113 to 1258 code for a protein of 381 amino acids. Gene Ontology annotation, biological process: signal transduction; G protein-coupled receptor internalization. Lineage: Eukaryota; Metazoa; Arthropoda; Malacostraca; Decapoda; Varunidae. The transcript has 3 exons. The record is from RefSeq and is a predicted model, not a curated record. Gene Ontology annotation, cellular component: cytoplasm.
UCAGAGUCGGCAGGGCGGGUACAAAAGGCGGCUUUCCCUUUGCUCGCCAUCAGCUUCACACGGAGACUGACACUUGCCACUGCGCUCCCCCCGAGCCAACCCACACACUCUCAUGGUUAACGCCGCCAAGGUCUUCAAAAAGACUGCACCGAAUGGUAAAGUCACCGCGUACCUAAGUCGGCGGGACUUCGUCGACCACAUCAGCCACACCUCCCCCGUGGAUGGUGUGGUGGUGGUCGACGAUGACUACCUCCGCGGCAGGCGGGUGUACGCCCGAGUGGGUGUCACCUACCGCUACGGCCGGGAGGAGGAUGAGGUGAUGGGCCUGCACUUCACCAAGGAGUUCGAGCUUGUCAACAGCCAGAUUGUUCCCAACAAAGACCAGGAACAAUUUUCUGAAGUUCAGGAACGACUCCUCAAGAAGCUGGGUCCCACAGCCCAUCCCUUCAGCGUCACUCUUCCCGAGUCCGCCCCAUGCUCCGUCACCAUUGACAGCGGGGACGAUACGACCACCCAUCCCCUUGGUGUGAUCUACGACCUCAAGCUGUACGUGUCGGAUCGCAAGGAUGAACACCCCCACCGGCGCAACUCUGUUACCUUCGCCGUCCGCAAGGUUCAGUAUUCCGACCCCCAGGGUUCAAACCGCCAGCCUCAGACCCUGGUGAGCAAGGGAUUCACUCUGUCCCCCGGCAAGCUGAACCUUGAGGUCAGCCUGGAGCGUGACAUGUACUGCCAUGGCGAGCAAGUGGCAGCUACUCUUCACAUCAACAACGCCUCCAGAAAGACUGUCAAGAACAUAAAGGCUCAGGUUGUCCAGCAUGUGGAGGUCACCAUGACCAACAGCCAAUUCACCCGCGUGGUGUCCUCUCUUGAGUCUCGCGAGGGAUGCCCCGUCACCCCUGGGACUAAUUUGACCAAGACCUUCUGCCUUGUUCCCUCCGCUUCCCUCAAUCAGAAGCGCUUCGGCAUCGCCCUCGACGGCAAGGUCAAGGAUCAGGACGCCAACCUGGCAUCCUCCACCGUGGUGGCGGCUGGGAAGAACCCCAACGACGCCUUGGGCAUCAUCGUGUCCUACUCUCUCCGUGUGAAGCUGAACUGUGGCGCCAUUGCUGGCGAACUAACCGCCGACCUUCCCUUCAAGCUGAUGCACCCUGACCCCAACCCCCAGAGCCCCGCCCUCCGCAAGAUGCAGUCCUGUGACAUGGACAUCGAGGAGUUCUCUCGACUCCGCCGAGGCGAGUCCGUCGCUGACGACUAGUCAUGCAGCGGAGACUUAACUUCUUCCUUUCUUGAUUAUUCUCCCUUUGUUUUUUAAUUUAAUCAUUAACUGUCUUCCUAUUUUGUUCAUUUAAUAUUCUUAAUUGUGUAAAUUGCGAUUUUGUUCAAUAAUUGGCUAUCCCUAAA